Molecule: messenger RNA, 915 nt
Organism: Sodiomyces alkalinus F11
Lineage: Eukaryota; Fungi; Ascomycota; Sordariomycetes; Glomerellales; Plectosphaerellaceae
Exons: 1
Coding region: 147-650 (167 amino acids)
Source: RefSeq, a predicted model, not a curated record
GCGUGUGACGGACGGCAAGGCAAGGGGGGAAUGUAAAUAUAUCACCAACCGGGUAUGUGCCUGAAUAGCCAAAAGCUGGCAUAGUGACUGAGCUGAGUACCUCGUAGGCUGGUAGAACGGUGGCCUCCUUUGGGAAGGCGUCAAGUAUGUUGGCAAAUACAGGGAAUCCGUUCAUCCAGACCAUAUAUGGUAGUGGCCAAGCUUAUGGUCAACUUCUAGAAAAGUCAGUUGUGCAUUCUGUUCCCGGGCUGCUCAGGGGCUCUGGGUUCGUCGCUCGAGUCUCGUCUCGACGGUACGUAUGGAGUGGUCGGUUGGCGCUUAAAAUCACACAUGGGAUGAUGAGUGAUCGGCGGAACUGGUGUGGUUGCUUGCUUAGUAAGGCAUUCAGUUCACCUUCGGUUUCCAGUUUGCACCUCAAGAUGAUGUUCAUCGACAGUCAACAUGGUGCCUCAACCGGUCACUGCGGCGACUCCAUCGCCCGGGAUUACUGGCCUUUUCCUCUCUCUCUCUCUCUCUCUCUCUCUCUCUCUACAUUCAUUUUGUCUUUGUCAUGUGCAUUCAACUGUUCUGUCACGGCGCUUGCUUAUGUUCACGACGCGGCAGCGGUCAGAUCGGCGAGCGUUCCCUACCCAAGGGUUCGAUCUACCUGACCCAGGACAUAUCAUUGAAGAGGAGGGGAUGCCAGAAUAUAACCCCGAUCAUUUUUAUCCUGUUUUCUCGGGCGAAAUUCUCCGUGACAGGUUCCAGACUCGGCUUCUCACCGUCUCAACGGGUCACGGGAUGCUGUCCUUGCGAAGAUUUCUUCAAGCAGCAGAAUGUGUCAAAAGAUGAUACCAUCUGUAGGCAGCUAAUUCGAAGAAUUAGAACUAACGUUCAACAAAGGGCUUAACAGCGAGACUGUGUCUCUUCCACCCC